ACCCUGCACAGCCUCCGGCGCGGUGGCGCGUUCUUCCGCGUCUUUGAGUCCAAGGAGCGUCGAUUCAACUUCCGUGAGUUGAUGUCUUGGUGACGUUGGGCGGAUGCUAAAACAUGCUCAGUGACGCCAGCCACAUUCAAUGACAGAACGGCGGUGGUGCUGCGUCGGGCGGAUUGGUGUUCUCCGUCGAGGACGUUAACCAAGCGCUGGCCAAGAACUUGCAUGGUCAGGCUGUUGGCGGCAGCAAAGGCUCGGCAAAGCCUAUGCGACAGAGUUCGAUGGAUCAGUUUGUUUCCCAGAAGUCGAUACCUACGGCUCGGUCGGCGCUGGAAGCUUGGCAGCAGUGGUUCGUUGCAGACCCUGCCAUUGGUCUGGUGUGCGCUCUCAAGGACUACACGAAGGAGAUGAUACGUAUGGACAGGAAGAAGUAUUCAGAGCGAUUCACUUUGGCAACUGCGUUCAGCAAAUACCAAACAUUUCAGCAGUUCGAUGCAUCAUAUCAAGGGUUCACGAACUCAUACGCAAAGGUACUACAUGAGGUUUGGCGUAGGAAGCGAUUGAAUAUCAUGUAAAUACAUUUUAAAUUUGCA
Messenger RNA from Aphanomyces astaci, 590 nucleotides. RefSeq lists its product as hypothetical. The transcript is spliced from 2 exons. The record is from RefSeq and is a predicted model, not a curated record. NCBI's taxonomy places the organism in Eukaryota, Oomycota, Saprolegniomycetes, Saprolegniales, Verrucalvaceae. The coding region runs from base 264 to 572 and encodes 102 amino acids.